CGGGAGACUGGGGGGGGGAACUCGGCAAAAUCCGGAAGCGCUCGGCAAAGUCCGGCCGCGGCUUUAAAGGAGCUGAGCGAUCCCCGGCUCGCCCUGCGCCGCCGUUCGGUGGGCUGUGAGCGCGAGCAGCCUACGGGUGCCGGCGCCGCUGCCUAGUCCGCCCGUCCGUGCAGCCGCGGCGGGGGCCGCGAUGUUGGCCGACAGCCUGGUGGAGGAGUUCGAGAUCCGCGAUGAUGAGCCCUGGUACGAUCAGCGGGACCUGCAGCAAGACCUGCAUCUUGCUGCUGAACUUGGGAAGACAUUAUUGGAUCGUAACACAGAACUGGAGGAAUCUUUGCAGCAAAUGUAUGCAACCAAUCAAGAGCAACUACAAGAGAUAGAGUACCUUACAAAGCAAGUGGAGCUCUUACGUCAGAUGAAUGAUCAGCAUGCAAAGGUUUAUGAACAGCUGGAUGUUACAGCAAGAGAACUGGAAGAUGCUAAUCAAAAACUAGUUGCGGAUAGUAGAGUGUCACAACAAAAGAUAUUAAGCUUGACAGAGACUAUUGAAAGUCUGCAAACCCAUAUAGAUGACCUUCAGAGACAAGUGGAGGAACUGAAAAAAUCUGGACGAGGCCAUAUGAACCAUGAGAGAUCUGAGCAGCCACGAUCAGUGCACAGCUUCUCAUGUUUGAAGGAGCUGUAUGACCUUCGCAAGUAUUUUGUUUACGAUCAUAUUUUUGCAGAAAAAAUUACUUCAAUGGAUAGUCAGCUGAGUCCCAUAGAAGAAGAAAACGAGAACUUAAAAAAGGCUUUGACUGUAUUACAAGCCCAACUUAAUCUGGAAAAGGAGAAAAGAGUGACGAUGGAAGAGGAAUAUCAACUUAUGGUAAAGGAGAACUGUGACCUUGAACAGAGGCUGGUUGAUAAAGAAUUAUACCGGGCUCGGGCAGAAGAGCUUGAAUUAGAAGUGGCUGAAAUGAGGCAGAUGUUUCAGUCUGAAAACACAUUUGUCAACAGCAUGGAGAAUCUAGUUCCAGAAUCAUUUUUUAUUUCAUUUAAAGAGUCUUUAGAAAGGGAAAUUAGUCAAAGCCCUUCAGAGGAUGCAUCCUUGACUGUCCCCCAGCUUGAUAAAAAGGCCCUAAAAAGAAGUAGCAGUGAGACCUUCCUAAGCAGUGCUGCAGGAGGAGACCUUCUAAAGGGCCAUGAAGAAACCUGUAUUAGAAGAGCUGAAGCUGUGAAGCAGCGAGGCAUCUCCUUGCUUAAUGAAGUGGACGCUCAGUAUAAUGCUCUGAAGGUUAAGUAUGAGGAACUUCUGAAGAAGUGUCACAUGGACGAAGAUUCUUUGAAACAUAAGGCUGUACAAACAUCAAAACAGUAUUCCAAAGACUCUAGUGUGGGGAACAUCCAGUCUGACCGUUCAGCUACUGAUCACGAGUAUGGAAAUGUUGAACUAACUGGCUCACCCACAAAUACUAUACCUGAAUAUAAAGCUCUCUUUAAAGAAAUUUUUAGUUGUAUCAGAAAAACAAAGCAAGAAAUAGAUGAACAUAGAACAAAAUAUAAGCGUUUCUCUUCUCAGCCCUAAUGCUUGUUCGCAUUAACUAUGCUGAUGACCCGUUUUCCCACUGAAAAGUUCUGUAUUAGUCCAGAAGGGAAACAUUAAGGCUCCCUCUGGCAUUUGUAUGUAUCUUGCUGUCACAUGUGUAUUCCCUUCAACUUGAAUGUAUGUUCACUUUACUUGUAAAUAUGUAUGAUAUGGUCAACCCAUUAGUCAGUUGUAUUCUCUGUGCAUGCAAUGACUCUUACCACCCAGUAAAAGUUAUUGUUCAGUGGUAGUUGUUGGCAAAAUAGUAGAAAGUAGAAAAUUUGGCUUAAUUUUUGCAUACUACGUUUGUCCUCUCCACAGCAGCAAUUGACAAUCUAGCUCACUAUGCCCAGUGUGCUACAGAAGCUGUAGACCUAAGGAGAAAUGAUUGUAUUAUACUUUUUCCACUGUGGGAAAUUUGGAGUAAAUUUUUUUCCUUACUCACAAACCGAAAAGGUUUUGUUCAGUCUUAGCCUUGUGGCUAUUUUUGUGUACUAAAAUCCUGUGGGAAACCUCUGCUUCAGACUGAAAUUAGUAGUCAGUCUAAAUGGAUGUGCCCUGGCAAAGAUGAGCGGAAACUGGCACAGCAGCCUGUAUUAGGCUUAAUUUAAGCCAGCACCAAGUUUUCAUAUGCACUAAACUCUUUUCGCUUUGCAUAAAUGUCUUUAUAUUAAAAAUGGAUUAGGUGUAAAGGUAUGAAAAUUUGAGAUAGUUCAAUGUUUAGGGCACUCUGUUUUAAGGCAAGAUACUGUGAACUAUGUAUAUUGUCACUGAUCUACUGUUCCUUAGUGGUACUCCUAAAAGUGCAUUUUUGUCAUGUGAUAAGAUGGAAUGUUACAAUUCGUGGUAGCUUUGCCGUGGAGGAAUGGCUUCCUUUAGUCUAUAAAGCCCCCUACUUCAAGUGUUUUAAAGGAGACCGGACAAGUAAAUUUAUCAGAUGGUGGUGUUCAUCACUUUACACCCUUUGAGUUCAAGUUUGUGUAGACCUAUUUAGUAUCAGCAGU
Molecule: messenger RNA, 2571 nt
Organism: Mauremys mutica (yellowpond turtle)
Lineage: Eukaryota; Metazoa; Chordata; Testudines; Geoemydidae
Gene: CDR2
Product: cerebellar degeneration related protein 2
Exons: 5
Coding region: 191-1567 (458 amino acids)
Source: RefSeq, a predicted model, not a curated record